Molecule: messenger RNA, 198 nt
Organism: Phanerochaete carnosa HHB-10118-sp
Lineage: Eukaryota; Fungi; Basidiomycota; Agaricomycetes; Polyporales; Phanerochaetaceae
Exons: 3
Coding region: 1-198 (65 amino acids)
Biological process (GO): translation
Cellular component (GO): ribosome; mitochondrion
Molecular function (GO): structural constituent of ribosome
Source: RefSeq, a predicted model, not a curated record
AUGGCGGCAAAGAGCAAAGGACGCACACUUCUCGUGCGUCUCAUCUCCACCGCCCAAACGGGCUUCUUCUACACCACCCAGAGGCUGCGAAACGGGCCUAGUCUAGCAGCUGUGAAGUACGAUCCAAAAGUAAAACAAAGAGUUUUGUUUGUUGAGAGCUCCAAGACCGCUCGGAAAUCUGCUGCUGCGAAGAACUGA